Molecule: messenger RNA, 2010 nt
Organism: Anopheles merus
Lineage: Eukaryota; Metazoa; Arthropoda; Insecta; Diptera; Culicidae
Product: mitochondrial import inner membrane translocase subunit Tim22
Exons: 4
Coding region: 121-732 (203 amino acids)
Biological process (GO): protein insertion into mitochondrial inner membrane
Cellular component (GO): TIM22 mitochondrial import inner membrane insertion complex
Molecular function (GO): transmembrane protein transporter activity
Source: RefSeq, a predicted model, not a curated record
UGAUGUAAACAAACGGUGUUGUAACUCAGCUGCGCUCUAGUGUGCUGCUGACCGAAACACGCAAAUUACGCUCCCGCAAGAUUCACGCACUGGAAAACGGCGUUCGGUAGGCGGAAAACCAUGGCCACCCUUUUACCGAAGCCCGUCGAUCCGGAGGAGGCGGCCAAGCAGAACAGCGCCACCAAAACGGAGGGCAUAUUUUUCCCCGGCUCCGAUCUGGACGAGGUGGCCAAACAUUUCAUCGGUAACAUUCACCGCUAUCGGGAAAACAUCAUCAUACCGAAAAUGUACGGCGUGGUGCAGAUAAAAACCAACGAGGAAAAGCUGGUGGAAGCCGCCUUCGAGAGCUGUGCGUUCAAAUCGUUCAUGAGCUGCGUGCUCGGGUACGGGUUGGGCGCGGCCAUCGGUCUGUUCAGCUCGUCCGUCAAUCCGAGCAUUGCCGAUCCGAUGGCGGGCGAUAAGCAGCAGACGGCGAGGGAAAUUUUCCGCGAAAUGCGCGCAGCGACACACUCGUACGGCAAAAACUUUGCCGUCAUCGGGGCAGUGUUUGCAGCGGUCGAGUGCGCCAUCGAGUCGAAACGUGGCGUUUCCGACUGGAAGAAUGGUACCUACGCCGGAGCGGUGACGGGAGGAUUGAUUGGCUUAAGAGCGGGAGUCAAGGCUGGAAUAAUUGGAGCAGCGGGUUUCGCUGCGUUCUCCACGGUUAUAGAUUACUACAUGCGACACAGAUAAAUGCAUACCUGCACUGCUUGGCAAAAAAGCAAAUAUUUUUAAAAUGUUGUAGACGUUCAGGCAAAAUAGGCAUUACCCUGUAACGGAAAACGGAAUAAAAUAGAACCCUAUCGCUAGCCCGAAUCCACCAAGCAGUGAAUGAAAUUAUUAUUCAAUCAAAAGCAAGUGUGAGAGAGAAAAAAAAAACACAUUUCAUUCCAACUUUUGCCAUAAGUCAUCCGGCACACGUCAAGCAGCGGGAUGGAUCCGUUGGGAGAUACCCCAACACUAAACUUGAAAGCUGCUCGCCUCCCGCUGGACCACCGAACGCAUGCGCAGUAAUGCGGUGAAGGCAGAGCAGCAAAAAAAAAAUGAAAGAAAAAACCUGCUGGAGCGUUUUCCAGCGGCCCGCGUACACCAUCGUAGUGUGCCAUCUCUCGCCACGUUCAGUACGCAUGUGAGGUCGCUUAUCAACGCUUCUUACCAUUUUCAGUGCGCUGCAGAUUGCCAUUCUGCCAGUGGUAGUAGCAAGGCACAUCGGCACAGCUGGCCAGUAAACAGGCGCACGAGUAAACACAUAGGCAGGGCCAGCAUUUGGUGGAGCAAUUUUGGAAAGAAAAACGAGUGGAAAAUUUUGCAAAACGACGGCACAAACGCGGAGUACGGAAGGCAACAGUGCGUUCGCAGGUUGAUUACGGUCGGGUGGCCCAGUGUGUGUGUGUGUGUGUGCGUGUAAACGUAACAACGGGACCGGAGAGGAGGGGAGGGGGGGGAGGGCAGAAGCAAAGGUUGGAAGGUUUUUCACAAGUGUCCUUGAUUUUUCGAGUGGCAUGAAAUACGGCCCAGCUUCUCCAUUCGGUUGGGCGUAUGAAAAGCUGCUGCCACUAGCCUGCCUCGAUGUGUUUCACUUUCUUCCGGGGUAGUGUGCACUACGGUAAGCAGCGGCAACUUUAGCGCAUUGAUGAAUUAAACCAAGGAAAAGGAAGGUCGUGCGAGGCUUUGGUGGAAGCAGCAGCUGUGAGCAGAAAAGCUGUGUAGCAGUGUAUAUGUGUAUGUAUGUGUGUGUGUGUGCGGCAGUGUUACAGGAAAAACCCAACGUUCUGAGCGUAAAGAAUAAAAACACACACAAAUACACAUAAAGUUCUGUGCGAAGGUGAAGUUCACAGUGAAGCAGCAGCACCGACGAGCGUAACGAGCGGUGGGACCAGAGUGCGUAUCAUAUGGAUGUGGAUUGACGGGGGCAGUUUGUAAAUUUGGCCAAGUCCCCACCGCCUCCCAAUCAGACACCGAGAGCGGCUC